AGCUCGAGCUUAAAACAGCAAACCCCGCUCUUCCUAGUGCCCCAGGUCUUCCUGCUGCCUGCCCCUGCCUGCCUGCCUGCCUGCCUGCCUGCCUGUCUGCUCCCUCUCUCCAUACACACACACACACACAUUCAUACAUGCACUAUGGAUCAACAUCCACCAGCAGGAGGGAUAACUUGGGCCAAGGAUACCGGGCCAGGAAACGGACCAGUGGCUGAUUCCUAUCACACACGCCAGGCUGGAGUGGACGAUAGAGGUCCUCACAUCACCUUCAUGCCCGACAGUCUUUUGCCCGCCGUCCCGCAGACAUCGCCGUCACGCCAUAGCCCGUCCCUUUCUCGCAGCAGCAGCAGCAGCGUCGGCGUGUUCUCGGGCGCCGGCCUGUCAAAGUCAAACUCGACAGCAUCGCGCCGGCUCUCAAUCACGUCACAUAUCUCGCUGCGUGCCAUUGGUGACAUCCCUUUCGGCGAACUCAGGAUACACACGGACGACGACGCAUCCGACUCCGAGGCCACUGAAACAGACCCAAGAGACUCGGGCAAUGACGCAGCGGAACCGCGUUCGCCGCAGAGCUGUCUCAAGAGUGGCGAAAUCUUCAGGCUUAUCGACUUGCCGCCCAAGUUCACCGUAGGCCUCGACUACAUGGCCAUAACCACCGACAACAAGGUCUUGGGCUUCCGCGAUAUCCCUCGUGGGCCGCACUUUCUCUGGGUACAGCAGCCACGUGCCCUAUCUCGCUGCGGGUAUUGGUACAUCACCAAGGAGGAGGCUGUGGUGCGGGUCAAGCAGUGGGAUAGCUACAACGAGGUCCUUGGAGACGCCGCCAGUCAGUUCGAGGUCCGCACCCAAAAGGCCAGUAUCGGGACAAUCUACACCCAGCUGAUGCCCUAUGAUUUGCGCCACCGGCCCCCCAAUUCUGCCGCGUCGCCUACGCACUUACCCUCUUCUUUGGCCCGGGACCCUGGCUUCGAGAACCACCCCCCUUCAAUAUGGUCGCAAUUGACCAAGGCGAUUUCAGAACCCUUCCUCCGCCGGGUCACGGGUAAAAGGACGGCCGACACAUGGCUGGUGGACUCGACGGAUUGUGUCAAAGGGGACUCCAAUAUCGCCAGGAACCACAACACGGCCAGCAAGGCAUACAAGACGGUUGUGGGUAGCGAGCUGGACUUUUUGUUUGCGCAGGACUUUCAAGAUUUGCGUCUCCUAGAUUCCGGGUCCCUGAGGCAGCUUGCUGUAGACACGUCAACGCGUAUCAUACAACAGUUGAAUAACGACAAGGCCCCCGUUGCCCAAGAUGACAUCAUCGCCGAGUUGCAGUUCACCUUCAUAACCGGGACCCACCUCGGCAACGCCGCGUGUCUCGAGCAAUGGUGGCAUCUCGUUCUCAUGAUCGUUCUGAGGGCGUACCGGCUUUGCAUCUUGCGGCCUUACCUGUGUCAAAGCCUGCUAAACACGCUGCACGCACAGCUAGUCUACACUGAAGAGUACGUCGAGCCUCCGCAGCGAGACAAGGCUAGCAGCCCCGGCGAUGUUGUCGAGGCCGGCCCGAGCAGUGAGAGGCUCAUCUACCAGUUCGCCCCGCAGAACAGGAGGAAACUCCGAAAGGCGCUAGAGCAGUACAAGCGUCGGCUAGACGAGAUACUAGCUCCUCAGGGGAAGAAACUUGCCCCCGAGCAAAAGGAGGUCUUCUCGGCGUUUACAGCCCUCGAGACCUGGCUCUGGAGGCACGACUGGGACUUGCGAGCCGACGCAAAUGAUUGGGAUAUCGGCCCGGACCCAGCUAUGGAAGAUAGCGAUGACGACCAGCCUGUGAUUGUUGAUCUAGACGAGAAUGGGCGCGAGGUCGGACUCGUAUCUUUCCACCACGACUAACUCGGGCUAGGCUAGACAGGGGUUUCCAGUGUUCGUGGCUAAUACUUGUGAAUAUUGCUUGCUUGACUGAAAUAUGAAGGAGGUGGACGUUUGGAUCUUCAUGUUUUGAUUUUAUGUUGGCUUCCGUUGUAUUGACAUUGAGGGGGGCAGGACAGGGGUUUUCUUAUUAGGUGUGUGGGAUUUAUGGAGUGGGAAAAGGGGCUGGGGUUUAUUGCAUGGUAUGGAUUGUUCAGCUUCCCCUUUUUUGUUUGCUUUUUUGUUCCUGACGGGUAUGACAUGACGAAUUGUGAAACAAUGUGUAUUUAAAGGCUACAAACUUGCCAUCUAAUAUCUAAUAGCAUAAUCUUAAUGGGG
Messenger RNA from Lasiosphaeria miniovina, 2226 nucleotides. RefSeq names its product AAR2 protein-domain-containing protein. The record is from RefSeq and is a predicted model, not a curated record. Gene Ontology annotation, biological process: spliceosomal tri-snRNP complex assembly. The transcript has a single exon. Bases 145 to 1872 code for a protein of 575 amino acids. NCBI's taxonomy places the organism in Eukaryota, Fungi, Ascomycota, Sordariomycetes, Sordariales, Lasiosphaeriaceae.